Triplophysa dalaica is the source of this 2882-nucleotide messenger RNA. Its product is annotated as beta-1,3-galactosyl-O-glycosyl-glycoprotein beta-1,6-N-acetylglucosaminyltransferase 4-like. The transcript has 2 exons. The record is from RefSeq and is a predicted model, not a curated record. Gene Ontology annotation, cellular component: membrane. Bases 1324 to 2562 code for a protein of 412 amino acids. Lineage: Eukaryota; Metazoa; Chordata; Actinopteri; Cypriniformes; Nemacheilidae. Gene Ontology annotation, molecular function: acetylglucosaminyltransferase activity.
CUUAGCUGCGUGCCUACAAGAGAGAAUGGAGAACAGUCAGAGACAGUCAGAUGCCCUUUUUCUCAGCAUGACUGAUAUCAGGGGGUGAAUAUUCCUACAUUUGCAUAGUCUUCUCAACUGUAAAGAUCUUUAGUCAUUCAGGGUCUCGCUGUAAAAAUAAUAAAAAUAGGGCGCAACUUUAUUUAUACAGGAUGUUUCAGUAUUGAUUUUUUUAUCAGCUAUUUCUCCUGCUUUACGCAUGUGUACUGUAGUGUUUUACGGAAUAUUUUGUAAAAUGAAUAAGUCCUGGCAGGAUUUUUAUCUUUUUUUACAGUUCUUAAAAACUGUUUUGGUGGUAACUUGUUAUACCCCGUUUGAGUGUUGAUUUAACAUUUUCAAUUUGGAGAAACAAAGCAAAAAAACAAAAUCAUUGGCCUUAAUGACUUGUCACUCUUUUUGAGCUUCUGAAUGCAUUGUGUCAUGUAAAUGUGAUCUUAUUUGUCUAUCACAACUCUUUACAUGCAGAUACAUAGCCAUUUGGCAGGACUUUUAUGCAAAGCAGCUUCAAGGUACACAUUUUUGUUUUAGUUGUUCUUGAGAACAAAACUACAGACAACAUUUUUUCCAAUGCACUAUGCACUACAGAACAACAGUUAUACUAACUGUCACAUUUCUGGUCUAGCAAGCUUCUUUUGUUUAUCCUGCCCUGCCCUUAGCUAGAAAGAGGCUUGCUUUUGACUCUUCUUUGAUGGGCAUGGUGAUUACAUUCCAUGAGAAUGAAGCGUACUGACUGCAUUGUGAACAAAUGUGAGCCGGACAUGCUUCGAGGCAAGGCAAGGCAGCUUUAUUUAUAUAGCACAUUUCAUACACAAGUGCAAUUCAAAGUGCUUUACAUAAAAUGAUUGACAGAAAGAAAUAAAAUGUAUCUUUAAAAUGCAAAUGAUUUAAGAUCACAAAUACUUUAGAUUUUAAGAAACAAUAAAACAGCAAUAAAAUUGAUUAAAAAUGUGAGUGUAUAUAUAAAAAGAAUAAGACCAAAAAAAUAUAUAUAUUAGAAAUAGAAGUGCAGUUGAUGUAAACCAGCACAGUGCUCAGGUUGUGAAUGCACAGCCACUUCAGUCACUGGACAUCACCUGUGACAAUCAUGUGUGCAGUAGCCUAACGUAUGUGCUCAAACAAAAGUGGAAUUUCUUGUUUGGGUGUGUGAUAUCAGCAUGCGAGGUAAACUUAGGAAGUGCACCGGAAUAGUUUUGCAGACUUGCCUUGCAGGGGUGCCUCGGUCAACUCUUUAUGGAGUGAUGAAAAUCUCUGUGCUCCCUGCUGACUGCGGCGUAUUACGUAAAAAUGAGAAGAUUGUGGCUUCGAUGCAACCUACUAAAGGUCAUAUCUUUCUUUUUAGCACCGAUUCUAAUAUUAGUUUUUAUCUUUGUGCCAGCAGAAGUGUCUAAGAGGCCUCGGUUCAUAGUAGAACUUGGCUUUAAUUGCUCAGCAAUAAAUGACAUGGAACCUGUUGAAGUAAACAAAUGUUUGGUCGCCCGAAAAAAAAGAUACGUUGUGCCAAUUGACAAGAAUAUUGUGAAUGACACUUUUUAUUGCGAUUGGUUUGUCGCAUCAAAGGGUUAUGAUGUGAAACAAGGCUCUGAGUUUGAGCGUGAGUUUCCACUUGCUUACUCUAUGGUUGUUCACAAGAAUGCUGAUCUAGUGGAGAGAUUAUUAAGGGCCAUUUAUAUGCCACAUAAUGUUUAUUGCAUACAUUAUGACCAGAAGUCUUCAGAUGACUUUAAAUCAGCGAUGCAAGGACUGGCCCGCUGUCUCCCUAACGUCUUUAUAGCCUCAAAACUGGAGAGGGUGCAGUAUGCAAGCAUCUCACGACUCAAAGCGGAUCUCAAUUGCCUGUGUGAUCUCCUGGAGUCUGACGUCAAGUGGAAGUAUGUCAUCAACCUAUGUGGUCAGGACUUUCCUCUGCGGACGAACGCUGAACUGGUGUCAGAUCUAAAGAUGCUUAAAGGCAGGAAUAUGAUGGAGAGCAAGAGACCUGGAGGAAAGGAAUGGCGCUGGAGAUUUCAACAUGUCUCAAUAAACAGAUUCUUUGACAAUUAUCAUUUGCCUAUAAAUACUUAUUGGCAUAAAAGUCCACCACCUCACCACAUAGAAAUGUUUGUGGGCAGUGCGUACUUUACAGUCUCAAGGGAAUUUGUACUUUUUGCACAGAGUUCCUUUGCCAGAGACUUCUUGGUUUGGUCUGAGGACACAUUCUCACCUGAUGAACAUUUUUGGGCAACUCUAGUUCGUGUGCCGGGAGCACCAGGAGAGGUGUUGAGAUCUGACCCCGACAUCACAGAACUGCAAAGUAAAACUCGCCUGGUGAAGUGGUCGUAUUUAGAAGGUAUUCUUUACCCACCAUGCACUGGGGAGCAUGUUCGGUCUGUGUGUAUUUAUGGUUUUGCUGAGCUCAGUUGGCUUUUAAACUAUGGUCACUGGUUUGCUAAUAAAGUGGAUCCAGACAUUGAUCCUAUACUUAUUGAAUGUUUGGAGGAGAAUCUUUUAGGCAAACAGGUGGCUUUAAACAAAACAAUGAUUUGAUCUUAUUUUCUUUACUGUUUGUGACGGUCAUUUUAUGGUUUUCAUUAAGAAAACAAGUUCCUUUCUUAUUCGCAUAAAGACUGAGUAUGAAAUUGUUUUAUAAUAAACAGGGUGCAGUCAUAUUAAAACUAAACUGAACUGUCACAUACUGUAACACCUAAUAAAGCUAUUUCCAUUUACAUCUUUUUUUGUCUCUGCUGUCAAGACAGGAAAUAAGUAUAAAACACAAUACCCAUGAUACUGCAUGUUAACAAUGAGUCACCUUUUAAACAAUUAAACACAUUUUAUCCUGAUUUAUACCGACAAAGUCACCAUACAUC